GUCUGCGAAAGCAAAAUGCCCCUUUCCUUCCUCGCAAUUGCCAGUACUUCACCUUCCUCAUUUCGGCAUCGCCUUGCACUUUCGCUAAUAAUAGGACCCAAGGAAUACAGAAACGCGCCAGACUGCACGACAGGAGAGGGAACAAAACGCUAUUAGGAAUGUUGCCGCUUUCGCUACUAAAUGCCGCAGUCGGCCACCCAAUUUUGGUGGAGCUGAAAAACGGCGAGACAUAUAACGGACACUUGGAAAAGUGCGACAACUUUAUGAACAUCACAUUAAGAGAGGUCAUCCAGACCGCCAGCGACGGGGACCGGUUUUGGCGUUUGCCUGAAGCCUAUGUGCGCGGAAACACGAUCAAGUACCUGCGGAUUCCCGAUGCGGUUCUCGAUAAGGUGAAGGAGGACAUGAACAAGAAGCGGAACAUGGGUAGCCGCGGUGGCCGUGGCGGUCGGGGACGCGGUCAGGGCGGGCGCGGCGGAAACCGUGGUGGACGCGGCGGCAUGUACCGCAGCCAGCAUCAGGGCCACUACCAGCAACAGCACGACUAGAUCAGUGGGCGUGCUUCCUUGGACAAGUGCGACUUCUUUUUUGACGAUACCCAAUAAAAAUGUUCAUUUUUGUUCACCGUUUCACUCUGUAAAAACCCUUUUUGAAUAGAAUUUCUCUUUUCCUCUUCUUUUCGCACUCUGCAUUUCUGUACUCUAUGACGACAAUGAGCAAAAUAACCAGCUUCAAGGCAAGCGAGGUUGAGGGAUACAUUGCGCGAGGAUGGCUCGAUGCGCAGGACUCUCUGAGCAAUUCCAAGUCCAGCAGUGCAGAGAAGCCCACGGUGCACAAGGGCACUGCUGCUGCUG
Linderina pennispora is the source of this 854-nucleotide messenger RNA. RefSeq names its product Sm-like ribonucleoprotein. The record is from RefSeq and is a predicted model, not a curated record. The transcript is spliced from 7 exons. Lineage: Eukaryota; Fungi; Kickxellomycota; Kickxellomycetes; Kickxellales; Kickxellaceae. Gene Ontology annotation, cellular component: U6 snRNP; P-body; spliceosomal tri-snRNP complex. The coding region runs from base 159 to 548 and encodes 129 amino acids. Gene Ontology annotation, molecular function: U6 snRNA binding. Gene Ontology annotation, biological process: spliceosomal snRNP assembly; mRNA splicing, via spliceosome; P-body assembly.